AUGGCGCCUCUAGUCGGACCACGGGUCCAUGAUAGCGAUAUCAUCCGCAAUGCUCCACCGAAUUAUGAGAAUGUUGACUUGUCAUUUUCAUAUAUAAGCAAAGAUUGCACAGGAUUAAGACAUAUAGGAGCCUACGCGCUUUUCCAUCAAAAUUUAUUGGGAGCAAAUCAUAUAUGCAGACAUCAAUUAUUUAGUCCCGCUAUUGAUAAACUUAUAGCAAGCAACAAGACAUUCGACGCAAUCAUUAUAGAACAAUUAUGGUAUCAAUGUUAUUAUGCCCUUGUAAAGCACUACAACUUCCCCGUGCUGAUUGGAUUUUUGAGCGUAGGCAACUUGCCCUACGUAAUGGAUUCCAUAGGAAAUCCAGACGAUCCUAACUUUAAUCCAGACAUGACGUAUCCAUUCACGAAUAGAAUGACAAUCAAUGAGCGGAUAAUGAAUAUCCUUUAUACAACUUAUACAAGAUUAUAUUAUCGAUACUGGCAUCUACCAAAAGCUCAACACAUGGCUAACAAACGGAUUCCUGGUACAUCUGUUUACGACAUCGAUAAAAAUUUCAGUUUAGUGAUUCUGGGCAACAAUCACGUGUUUGGUUAUCCGAAGCCAUUACUACCACAUAUGAUCGAAGUUCACAGUUUGCAUAUUUUGGAAAAUCCUGGUUCUUUGCCUAAAGAUAUUCACGAAUUUCUAGACAAUGCUCAAGAUGGUGCUAUUUAUUUCUCUCUGGGCUCAAAUCUACAAACUGACCAACUACCUGCUGAAUCUUUGACCGCAUUGUGCAAUGCCCUAGGUUCGCUUAAGCAAAGAGUUCUAUGGAAACAUAAUAGUAACAUGGCUAUUCAUGCAACCAACAUCAAAUUUGUAAAGUGGGUGCCACAACAAGCAGUACUAGCACAUCCCAAGGUGAUAGCGUACAUGAUGCAGGGCGGAUUGCAGUCGUUACAAGAGGCAGUGCACUAUGCCGUGCCUGUAGUCGCAAUUCCUUUUUUUGGAGAUCAGUAUUUCAACGCACGUAAAAUCCUAGAUGCCGGUAUCGGACUAACACUGAACAUCGACACCAUAACCGAAAAUUCCAUCGUACAAACGCUCACGGAAAUCGUCAAAAAUAAAACGUAUUUGAACAAUAUCAAAACAAUGUCAGCAAUAGUACAGGACGAAUUAGUGAAACCUAUUGACAGAGCGGCGUGGCAUGUGGAACACGUAUUGAAAUUUCCAAACUCGAGACAUUUACGAUAUCAUGGACAUGAUAUGUCAUGGAUACAUUAUUACGCUACAUAUCUAUGCUUAGGUAUAGGUUUCGUUUUGUUAUUAUAUGUCUAUUAUAUAUUGUAUAACAAAAUUAUUAGUCCUUUUAUAAAAAUGACAUGCCUAAGUAACUUAAAACAAUGGAUAAAUAAUUUGAAACGAAAACUCGAUUAA
Messenger RNA from Atta colombica, 1419 nucleotides. Its product is annotated as UDP-glucuronosyltransferase 1-8-like. NCBI's taxonomy places the organism in Eukaryota, Metazoa, Arthropoda, Insecta, Hymenoptera, Formicidae. The record is from RefSeq and is a predicted model, not a curated record. Gene Ontology annotation, molecular function: UDP-glycosyltransferase activity. Bases 1 to 1419 code for a protein of 472 amino acids. The transcript is spliced from 8 exons.